CUCUCUCUCUCUCUCUCUCUCUCUCUCUUGAUCCUAGUCGGUCAUUCAGGUUCAAACUAUAAUAGGAUCACCCAAACUCUUUCAUUCUCUAGUUAUGGCCUAUAACCAACCCAUUUAUACCUGUGCUAUUCUCCUUGCACUAAUUGCAUACAAUGAAAUUCUAUUUACUGAGGGAAGACAGCUAAAGGCAAUGGGAAAAGAUGAGUAUAAUUCCAUGCAAGCUAUCAACUUAAACCAAAACCCUGAAGGUGAGGGUCUUGGAUAUGAUCUUCCAGCCCCACAUGCAAGUCAUGUUCAUAUAAUUGACCAUUCUGUCACAAAAAAGAAAGAUCCUCCCCAAACCACGACACUUAAUCAAAGUCGUGUAUUUGGUGAUUCAGUUGCAGUAUAUAAAGAUGAUUUUAGACCUACAACACCAGGUAACAGCCCUGGUGUUGGUCAUUUAUUUUCAGGACAGAAAAAGGAUGCUCCAACAAACUCAAAAAGCAAUGGCACUGGUAUCAGUCAUUCAGCGGCAGAUAACACAGAUGACUUCCGACCCACACAACCAGGUCACAGCCCUGGUAUUGGGCAUUCUUUUCAAAACACAAGUGCAGAGCAAAAUCCAUAGACAUGUAGAGACAUACAUUGAAGUUUAUUGCAAGUUUCAACUUGUCUGUACAGUGAAUUCCAUCCCUCAGGUCCAACUAGUUGCUGAGUGCAUGUAUGGUUUCAUGUGUUGUUAGGUUUAUUUUCUGUACUGUCUUUUAGCAAGACUGAUAUAUCUUGUAUGUAUGUUGGAGCAAC
This is a messenger RNA of Camellia sinensis, 786 nucleotides long. Lineage: Eukaryota; Viridiplantae; Streptophyta; Magnoliopsida; Ericales; Theaceae. The record is from RefSeq and is a predicted model, not a curated record.